CUAAAGUCAAGUCGCCAUAUUUCCUCAGUAGACGUCUCGUUCAUCUCUGUGAAAACUAAACUCAUUUUUAUCAAAUCAUCGUUGUAUCAUCAAAUUUUCGUUUAAUUUUUUUAAAUGUCAGAGACACAAUCGUCAUUGCUGUUGAAAAAACAAUUGGCCGAGCUGAACAAAAAUCCCGUUGAAGGAUUUUCAGCCGGUCUAGUUGAUGAAAAUGAUAUUCACAAAUGGGAGGUUCUGAUCAUUGGUCCACCAGAUACGCUCUAUGAGGGUGGAUUCUUUAAGGCUCAUUUGCAUUUCCCAAAAGAAUAUCCAUUGCGACCUCCGCGUAUGAAGUUUGUUACCGAGAUCUGGCAUCCAAAUAUAGAAAAGAAUGGAGACGUUUGCAUUAGUAUUCUACAUGAGCCAGGCGAUGACAAAUGGGGCUAUGAAAAGGCAUCGGAGCGCUGGUUACCUGUUCACACAGUGGAAACAAUUUUAAUAUCCGUAAUAUCGAUGCUAGCCGAUCCAAAUGACGAAUCACCAGCCAACGUUGAUGCGGCCAAAGAAUGGCGAGAAUCGUAUCCGGAAUUUAAGCGGAAGGUGGCACGUUGUGUUCGAAAGAGCCAGGAAGAUUGCUCAUAGAGAAUAAAAUCUGAAACCAACAACAAAAACAACAACUACUACAACAAGGCUGGCAAAAUCAACAAAUUAUUUGAAACAUGAAAAAGAAUUCACAGGAAAAUAAACAAAAAAUGAAGAAGAAAGAAAUUAUUAUCAUAACAUAAAAACUACAACAGAAAAAAAGAACUAAUAAAAAAAAAUUAAGUGAAAUGAGCUGAAAUAACGUAUAUUACUCAUAUUACAUUCAAAUUCAUACGAAAUAGGUAGAAAGACCAGCUUCUUUUCUUGAUAAACAUUUUUCAGUUCUUUUUUUAAUAUUUUUUUAAUUAGCAGAUUUGGCUUCCCAAAUAUUUUUGCCCAUUGUUUGUAUAGUUGCAACAAUUUAAUUUUCAUUUGAAGUUGUGUAACUUUAUCUUGUUUAGAUAUAUAGCAGUGAAGGAAAUUCAUUGAAUACAAGCAGUCUCUCAUUUGGAUCGUCUCACCCUUGUGAAAACUAUAUGAACACAGACAUAUGAGUUCAACAUUUUUUUUAACAUUUAAAUAACUAUUAUGUAAUUCUUUUCUUUUUAAGCAUAAAUUAAUUUAAACGUGAAUAAUAA
Contarinia nasturtii (swede midge) is the source of this 1199-nucleotide messenger RNA. It is a transcript of the gene Ube2g1, whose product is annotated as ubiquitin-conjugating enzyme E2 G1. Gene Ontology annotation, molecular function: ubiquitin conjugating enzyme activity. Gene Ontology annotation, biological process: proteasome-mediated ubiquitin-dependent protein catabolic process; protein polyubiquitination. The coding region runs from base 115 to 621 and encodes 168 amino acids. The record is from RefSeq and is a predicted model, not a curated record. NCBI's taxonomy places the organism in Eukaryota, Metazoa, Arthropoda, Insecta, Diptera, Cecidomyiidae. The transcript has 3 exons.